AUGCCGGCCAGCCAGAUCGCCUCCCCUCUGCCCAUUCCUCCCCAGCGGAGGAAUCUGCGCCUGAUGACGGGCCAGGACCUCUACGCCAGCCUCAACGCAUCUCUCGCCUCAACAACGCACCGCCCGGUUACGCCUGUACACAUGAUCCAAGAGAACGACUACAGCGUACCCGCUCCUCCGCCGCCGAGUCCCGUCUCCUUCGCCGCGGAGCACUGGCAAUCAUCGAUCCGCCGCUAG
This is a messenger RNA of Colletotrichum higginsianum IMI 349063, 237 nucleotides long. RefSeq lists its product as uncharacterized. The record is from RefSeq and is a predicted model, not a curated record. NCBI's taxonomy places the organism in Eukaryota, Fungi, Ascomycota, Sordariomycetes, Glomerellales, Glomerellaceae. The transcript has a single exon. Bases 1 to 237 code for a protein of 78 amino acids.